CCUCUGGACCAUCCCCAGGGUUCCAGCCUACACACAGCAGAGGCUGCGUGUUGUGUCAGGGGCUGCUCUCCUGUAGCUGAAUCUGCUCCUCUUCUACUUCACGGUCAUUUUCCAAGACCUGGACAAACCAGAGGAAGAAGCAGGGGACUAGGAGGGAUGCCCGGCUCAGAAUGGCCUCUCCCCGAUGCCAUUCUUUCCGGAGAGAUCAAGCGGGAAAAAUAAUAGAGCUGCAGCGCCAUUUUGAAGACUCGUAUUCUUUUCCUUUCCAACUUCAAAUACAAAGUUAGCCGAGAGAAGACAAGAUGGCGCAUACGCAGGAGGGACGGAGAAAGGCGGAGGGAUAAAUCUUUCUUUUAGAACUGAUAGCCUAAACAAAAGCGCAGAAGUCCUAACUGCGCAGGCGUACAACUCGGACACGCUUUAAAAUUCGAACGUCAAGGCGCGCACAAAACGCCGUCGGUGGAGGAGAGCAAUCUCGGGUUACCGAAGCAGGGAUGGCGGUGGAAGGGGAGGUGCUGCACCGUCCCGGGGAAGAGGCAGCGGGCGAGCGCGCAUGCGCGGCGUGGGUAAUGGCGGGGCGACCCAGCCUGGCGGAAGCUAGCGUUCCAACAUGGCGGGCGAGACGGACGGACUGUUCAAGCGGGUGCUGGUGCCGGUCCUUUUACCUGAGAAAUGCUAUGAUCAACUUUUCGUCCAAUGGGACUUGCUUCAUGUUCCCUGCCUCAAGAUUCUCCUCAGCAAAGGCCUUGGGCUGGGCAUCGUGGCUGGGUCACUCCUGGUAAAGCUGCCCCAGAUCUUUAAAAUCUUGGGAGCCAAGAGUGCCGAAGGACUGAGUCUCCAGUCAGUGAUGCUGGAGCUCACGGCGUUGACUGGAACUGUGGUCUACAGCAUCACCAACAACUUCCCCUUCAGUUGCUCCAGGCAGCCACCAACUACCAUAAUGGGCACACGGGCCAGCUUUCUGCUAUCACAGUGUUUAUGCUGUUUGGGGGCUCUUUGGCCCGAAUCUUCACUUCUGUUCAGGAAACUGGAGACCCCCUCAUGGCUGGAGUCUUUGUGGUCUCUUCCCUCUGCAAUGGCCUCAUUGCUGCCCAGGUCCUCCUCUACUGGAAUGCAAAGCCUCCCCACAAACAGAAAAAGGAGCAGUAGUGUGGGGGCAGCUUCCAGAACCAUUCCAUUCCAUUCGGCCACUACCUUCAGGUCCCCCCACAUGACCUGGUCUGCUGGUACAGCUUAAUCAUCCUCCAUUCCACUGUAACUGCAGCCUCCUGAGCCAGGGUUCGCGUAAACAGCAUGCACUCGUUUCAGCAGGGGCUGAGGCUGCCUUUAUAAGCAGCUGUCUUCUUAUUGGAGCAGUGUCGUGCCUUGUCCACUUACCUUUCUUCUGGGCAGAGGACAAAGCCUGGACAAAUGUGUUUGGCAGCUUGUGGCUGCUUCCCUCUGCCACCUGGCUGGGAUAAUCUAUUGGACCCCAGUUCUGGAGGGAGGGGAGGGGAGGGGAGAAUGACUCAGACAAGGGCCUCAGGGUGGGGUGGGGAGGCUCCUGCUGUGGCAGGUCCAGACGGAAGGGUGUGGAGAAGACACCGGCUGCUGCUGAAAUGAGAAUACAGGUGGGACAAUAAAGACUCAGAGACGGGCUUUCAUUGUACAAAA
Myodes glareolus (Bank vole) is the source of this 1653-nucleotide messenger RNA. NCBI's taxonomy places the organism in Eukaryota, Metazoa, Chordata, Mammalia, Rodentia, Cricetidae. The record is from RefSeq and is a predicted model, not a curated record.